Molecule: messenger RNA, 597 nt
Organism: Anopheles moucheti
Lineage: Eukaryota; Metazoa; Arthropoda; Insecta; Diptera; Culicidae
Exons: 2
Coding region: 1-597 (198 amino acids)
Biological process (GO): negative regulation of transcription by RNA polymerase II
Cellular component (GO): Sin3-type complex
Molecular function (GO): histone deacetylase binding
Source: RefSeq, a predicted model, not a curated record
AUGGACCAAGAUACUGAAAACUACAUCAGCAGUGGUGAAGAGACGGAAGAUGCGAGUGAAACUGAGAUGUGGUCGAUUAAAUGGCAUCAUGCGGAGCAAAGUUAUCAGGAAAACCGAGACGAUUUGCUUCAUCAGUUGGAACUUGCGAAGCAACGCAAACAUCCGGAGUUUUUUAAGAUUUUACAAAAACUCCAAACCGAGCUCGAUGAUCGUUUGCUGCUGAAUGAAAUAGAACGAGAUUUUGCGCUAGCCAGCGCCAAUCGUGACUGCUUGCGUGAGAAAGCCGCUGCGGAGGAAGAAUUCGCCCAGCAGAAAGCGAAUCUGAUCGCAACCGCGAUUUCUGAUUUAGAGCAGGAAAAGAAGAUGCUCCGACAUGAGGUCGAUGCGAUGGAGCUGACCGGGAAUGCUAAGAAUACGGAGUCACCAACGGCAACACGGCAACUGCGUCCACGACUUUGCGAUUCUGUUCCGAUGCCUCAACCGGUCAAAAUAAGCUAUCUGUUAAGCAAGGAAGAUAUUGAACAUGAUCUGCAACUCAUCCGAUCUGGUAUAGAAGCUAGUGUUCAUCAAGGAGAAGGGAGGGCGCUCGAUGAGUGA